Messenger RNA from Brenthis ino (lesser marbled fritillary), 1854 nucleotides. NCBI's taxonomy places the organism in Eukaryota, Metazoa, Arthropoda, Insecta, Lepidoptera, Nymphalidae. The record is from the annotation of a GenBank genome assembly.
AUGGGGAAAGUAAGAAAACGUAAACAAAAUAAAGGGUCAAACGAUGUAGUUUCAAGCAAUGUAGAUGAAGAAGAAUUGAUUGUAGACUCCAAAGAAAAUGCAAUCCAAACAAUAAUUGAUCAACUCCAGACAGCAAAUGUUGAAGAAAAAUAUUGCGGUCUCCAAACAUUUGCAAUGUUGAUAGAAAAUCCUGAAACAUUGGAGCAGAUGAUCAAUCGUGGCUUGUUAAAAAUAGUAGGACCUCUUUUAAUUGAUCAAGCUGCUCCAGUAAGAAAUGCUGCUGCUGGUUCUCUCAGAAAUGUUUCUGCUAUUCAUUCUGAUUUAUGUGAUAUAUUAAUGGAGCACGACAUUAUGACACCUUUAAUAUGCUACUUUCAUCAGUAUACUGAAUUCAGGACUCCGGACCCAAGCUCUAACACUACAGACGAAGAUAUUGAUACUUUUAUUCAAUGUACAAAUCUCCUAUUAAAUAUCUGUGAAAGUUCAGGUUUGGCUGUAAAAUAUCUUGGAAACUCUAAAGUAUUGGACUCUAUUUUUCCAAGGUAUUUAGACCUGCCGACUUUUGGGCCCGAUGUAGUUACUGCUGUAUUACAGUGUUUAUUUGUUGUACUUGAAGAAAACCCUGUAGGGAUUGCAAAAAUAAAGACUUCCUCAGAACAACAGUUAAAAGAACUGUUAUUUUUAGAAAAUAUAAUGAAUCAAAUCCUGGGAACACUAGCUAAAACUUUGUCAGUUGAUCAUAGACUGGCUUCAAACCAACUAUCAAGUAAUGUGCCAUUGGGUGAUGCAGCAGGAAAGGUUGAAGUACCAAAAGGAAAAGAAGGUCUACAGCUGCAGAAGCAAAUUAAGUCUGUUAUGCAAAUAUUGGAUGCACAGCAAAAUGCACUUGAAAUAAUUGCCAAUAUCUGUUCUUGUGAAAUUGAAGAGAGUACAUCAGAUGAGCCUGUGUCAUCAGAGAGUGAUGAAGCAGAUGAAGAGAUGUGUACUAGCAGUGCAGAAACACAAAGUAGUACACCUGAAGCAGUGCUCUCUGAAGAUGUACUACCACCAGUUAUAUUGGAGGCCUUUAUUUCUUUAGAGAUAUAUGACAAAGUGUGGGCUCGUACACAAAUGCCACCAGAAAAUGUGCUUUUAAUAUUAAAAGAGUAUGAAGGAUCACAAUUAAUUUAUAAAAAAUUAGUCAAUCUUCAAACUAAAGCCUUACUUUGCAUUAAUAAUUUACUAUUAUCUCUACCUUUAGAGAACCUUGGUGGUAUAAAUGGCGUUUAUAAAAUUUGGGUCGAGGCAGGAAAAAUGGCAUUCAAACAAAAUUCAGAAAAUUUAAAUCUCUUAGAAGCAGCAACAUCUGCCAUGAGAGCUGGACUAGAUAAAAUAAAAUUAAAAAUCAAUGAAAACUUAAGUGAAACUAACCUCUUUCAUGAAUUGGCUCUAUCAGAUAUUGAGAUUAUGUUAACUGGAAUACGAGAGUGCCAAGUGGCUGAGAUACGGUCAAAUCUUAUCAGAAUGAUUGGAAGUUUAGCACUUUUGUUGGUUAGCAAAUUGAAUGACACCACAACAAAUGUUAUUUGCACGAUUACUGAGUUCAUACUAGAUCAAGCGCACAAAGAAAAUGAAGUAUGGGUCUUAGCAGAAGCAAUUGACACUUUAGUAGAUUUAUAUGCUGAAGAUGACACUGAUGUGUUGGCGGUAAGAGUGAAACUCAUGGAUAAGUUAAAAAUUUUGGCACCAAUAUUAAAGAACAAGGCACGACAGCAAAAUAAACUUCCAAAAGAAUAUAGAGUGUUGGUGAAUACUGCUACUUCAAAUUUGCCAAGAUUUAUAAAAUAUAAAAAGCAACGACUUGCUGCUCUAAAG